Messenger RNA from Pyricularia oryzae 70-15, 1484 nucleotides. Its product is annotated as RTA1 domain-containing protein. Lineage: Eukaryota; Fungi; Ascomycota; Sordariomycetes; Magnaporthales; Pyriculariaceae. The record is from RefSeq and is a predicted model, not a curated record. The transcript has 3 exons. Bases 370 to 1257 code for a protein of 295 amino acids. Gene Ontology annotation, cellular component: membrane.
ACCUGCGCAGGUAAGGUGUUUGACGAAAAUUGAACGAACAUGGCUGUGUUUUUUGGGCGGGGACCAUUCUCAAUCAAGCGAGAGGUAAUAGCAAGAGAUGGCACGUUCCGAUCGUUGCGCGUCUGUGGAUCCGUCAAGUCACCGUCGUACUAGACCUGAAGCUCUAGAUUAGCGUGUGUUUUGCUUAAGAACACACCUUUCGCCCACUGAUGAUCUUUACGUUCGGAAACAAUAUACCAUCGCGCCUCAUCUCAUCCAUUCGUUGCCAUUUGUCUUGUCACCAAGUUGAUCGGCGCUGAUUUUAGCUUCAGGCUAGACACCUUUCUUUGUUCUUCUUUUUCUUCUUCUAUCGUCAACCACUUACUCGACAUGAACUCGACAAUGCAAGAUGGUUCCGCAACCGGGGCAAUCCCACCCGACGCCUACACCUUUCGUCUAUACCACUACGAUCCCACCAUCCCGGGCGCAAUCGUAGUCGCCGUGAUUUUUCUUGGUACCACGGUUUUUCACUUUUGGCAGUUGAUCAAAAGCCGUUGCUGGUUCAUGAUUCCCUUGGCAGUGGGCGGCAUUCUCGAGGUCGUUGGAUACGCCGGCAGGGCAAAGUCGGGUGACGAAAGCCCGAAUUGGACGCUGGGCCCGUACAUCAUCCAGGCCAUUCUGUUGCUGGUGGCGCCGGCGCUUUUUGCAGCCUCAAUCUACAUGGCCCUCGGACGCAUCAUCCAAAGGGUCGACGGCGAGAACCGCAGCUUGAUUUCGCUCCGAUGGUUGACAAAGAUCUUUGUCACGGGGGAUGUUCUCUCGUUUUUCUUGCAGGCUGGAGGGGGUGGCUACCAAGCAGCCGGCAGUCUGGAAGCACUGGAGGACGGUUCCAAGAUCAUCAUUGCCGGUCUUUUCGUCCAGCUGUUUUGUUUUGGCUGCUUCAUCGUCAUCUCGGUCGCCUUCCACUUGGCCAUCAACAAGCAGCCCACCGGUCGAUCGGCAAGCGACAUCCCCUGGCGAAAGCACCUCAAGGCGCUGUACCUGGGGAGCGCCCUGAUCAUGGUUCGAUCCAUCUUUCGCGCCGUCGAGUAUCUCCAGGGGUUCAAUGGGUAUCUCCUCAGCCACGAGGUAUACCUGUAUGUGUUUGACGCCCUGCUCAUGAUUUUCGUCAUGAUAUGGUUCAACUUGGUCCAUCCUGCGGAGAUCCUGAGCCCUGUGAGGGGCAAUCAAUGGCAUGGAGACAUUGAUGAGGACUGCUCUGGCAUGAGAAUGUCAUGAGACCGCCGCUAGCAGACAGUAGCAGCAGCAGUCGCAAAGCUAUGAGGGAAACUUGCAAGUUGCAACUUCCAGACGCCGACUAAAGCAAGGGUACCUCGACUUUGUAAAGACAAAAGACAAUGACAGCUAAUCCUCGGGGCGGAACCUCGGAAAUCUUGUAGACUAACUUGUUUUUAUAGCGAUAUUAAAUAACAAAUUAUAGACUUAUCCGCAAAAACGCAAAACAA